AUGAACAACAUUAUUGACUUAGUGCGGAAUGAACCUUGUUUGUAUGAUUGGGAUCAUCCAGACUAUUGUAAUAGAGCUCUAAAAGAAUCAUUGUGGGAGAAAAUUGCUAAGCAAUCAAAGUACAAGGACGGGCCUGCUGCGAAAGAUGCAUGGUUAAAGCUCCGUAAUUGUCACCGGGACGCAAUAAGGAGAAUAAGCAAAGUAAGUAGAAGUUAUCCUGGAUUUAUUCCAAAACGGUGGAAAUAUGAAAAACAAAUGGAGUUUUUGUUACCCCAUAUGACUAGCCGAUCCACAAACGCGUACACGUCCGAAAAUUCAAAUCAGAUGACUUCAAAUCAGUCGGAAGAUGCGACUAACCAUCCUGAUAGUGAGUUUGAAGCAGAAUUCGAACAAAGUGAGACUGGAACGUUAGAAACAGAAGAAUCUUACCAAAACUCAAAAACGAGUCCUAGUAUAGCGCUUGAAGUAACAUCACCGCCAUUGCUACUUCCUUGCGGCUCUCAACUACAUAUUCCUCAACCACAAUCGCCUCAAGAGCUGGCAAUAACAAAACACGACUCAAGGACAUCCGUCGCUAAAAGGGUUAACAGUCAUGAAAUGAGAUCAAAUAAGAAAUCUUAUAAUAAUGAUCAGGAUGACGAAAUGCGACAUUUUUUUAAUACUAUGUACGUAAUGACUAAAAACAUGCCAGCAUUGAGUCGUCAUAAACUUAAAAGGGGAAUAUUUAAUCUAGUAUCUGACGAGGAAGAAUAUUUACUCCAUUCAGGACUUAUUUCUUCAGAUACUCAUUCAGUUUAUGGUAACAAUGAAAGUGCUACGAUUACCGAUCCGAUUGCAUUACCGCCUCAUUCGUCUACUUCUGCAAGUCCCAUUGAAUGUAAAAGUGAAAGUUAA
Arctia plantaginis is the source of this 894-nucleotide messenger RNA. The record is from the annotation of a GenBank genome assembly. NCBI's taxonomy places the organism in Eukaryota, Metazoa, Arthropoda, Insecta, Lepidoptera, Erebidae.